Molecule: messenger RNA, 1813 nt
Organism: Closterium sp. NIES-67
Lineage: Eukaryota; Viridiplantae; Streptophyta; Zygnematophyceae; Desmidiales; Closteriaceae
Source: the annotation of a GenBank genome assembly
ACAGUACCAUGUCAUUGCAUACAUCCAGCGCCCCUUUCUAUGAUUCUUGCAUUUCCCGCCAAAACGCAUCCCACUGUGUCUGCCAGCAGCACACCUCGAUGUCUUCGCCAUGACGAAUUGAUGAUUGGUACACUACACACCGACCAUUCAAAUAGGCACGAUAUUAUCUGAAUGUUACUUACUGAGUAGGCAUUCAAGCCCGAGUCGACUUAUGCGUAAUUGAGAAGGCACUCAAGCCGGGGUCCACUUAUAAGUAGUACAAGAAUUUAGGGGCAUCCGCGGGCCUCAUGGGCCGCGAAGUCGCGGGAGCUGCUCCGAACGGCGGCUCUGCCGGCGCACAUCCCAGAAGGUCACAUCCGAAGAAGGAAGAGCCGCAAAGCGGCGACGACGAGACGACCGACGCGAGCUCCGACGAGGAGGAGGAGGAGGAGGAGGAGUGGGGGGGCGAGGGCGACGAGGGUCGGGCGAUGGAGUUCUCGCGGAUUCUCGAGGGCGUGGUGUUUGCCAUCAGCGGAGUGGUGAACCCAGAGCGCGCCGAGCUGCGCGGCAAGGCGAUGGAGAUGGGCGCGCGGUACCGCCCGGACUGGACGGCGGACUGCACGCUGCUCGUCGCCGCGUUCCCCGGCACGCCGAAAGUGCGCACCGUGACGGCCGACGACGGCACGAUUGUGAAUAAGCGGUGGGUGGAGCAGUGCUACCGUAACCGCCGCCUCAUGAGCAUAUCGCCGCAUCUCAUGCACCUCGGGCGGCCGUGGCGCCAAGGCGGGGCGGCAGACAGGGCUGUGGAGGACGGGGGCGGGCGGCGCAGACGAAUCGUGCCGGCCAGAGAGCAAGGGCGGGAAGAGGUGGUGGCGCGGUGGGUGGGGGGGGACAUGGAGAGGGUGCGGGCGUUUCUGGAGGAGCAGGACGAGCAGCCGCCAGAGGGGGAGAUGGAGAGAGUGGCGCGGGAGGGCAUGCUGGCGUGCUUCGAUGACGCCGUUGCUGGCGUGGAGAAAGGGCAGGCGCUGUCCGCGUCCAUUGCCUCAUGGCCCAUCGUCCCCCGCGUGCUGGACCCCCAAACACCUCUCCUCGCUCCUCCCCACCUCGUCCCCCCCUCCCUUCCGCCACUACCUGUCUCCUUGGGGAGUGGGGGGGCGGGGGGUGGGGAGUGCCUGAGGGCGCUGCAGCAGUGGAGGGGGAUGUAUGAGAGGGAGCUUGGGAGGAUGGGGGAGAGAGGGGGGGGAGCAGGGGGAGAGGGAAGCAGAGGGGGAGCAGGGGAAGGGAGCUCAGGAAACGGUGGGGAAGAGAGAGGGGGGGAGGGCGGAGGAGAGGGAAGGGGGACGGGGAGUGGUGGGGGAGGAGAGGGGGGUGCGGGGAGAGGAGAAGAGACACGAGGGGAGGACGGUAGGGCAGGGGGGAGUGUGAGAGAUGGGGAAGGGCAUGGUGGUACUGAUGGCAGGGGUGGUGCUGAUGGUGCUGCUGGUGGUGGUGCUGGUGGUGCUGCUGGUGGUGCUGCUGCUGGCACUGCACUAGGACAUGGGAACAGGAAUUUCGAUAAAGGUGCUGGUUGUAGUAACCCCAUUGAUAAUUACGACACUGAUAGCUGCUCUGAGGGGUAAAUGGCGGGUUGUUCUUACAACCUAUGCGCAAGUCUCAGUAGAACCUUGGAAGAUUUUGCUAUUGCUGUGCUGCUAGUAAAAAGGCCAUGCCUUCAGUUUUGCUUGUGGCAUUUCUCAGGGUAGCGGAAUAAACUAGCUACAAGGGUACAGUGUGGUUUUGACCUAAUGAGCUGUACUCUCUAAGGCAUGUCCCUAUCUAGGCUAUAGUAACAUAU